AUGAUUGACCUAACAUGCUAUGCAUUUGCUCACAAUAAGUACGUUUCGACUACUGUGAGGUUUUUGGAAACAGUCAACGGAAGGGAAAAAGUGCUCAGAUUAUUACAGUUUUCAUUAAGGUUCAUCAGUUCCAUUUCUUUAUUCCCCAUAUUAGCUGAUUUACAGGCAGAGAUUAAUAUUGUGAGAAAGUUUCUAAGAUUUUUGAAACCAAUCCAGAAUUUACAAAUUGCUGCCAAGUUUUACUCUAAUGAUUCAUUGGCUGACGGUGCUACAAUAAGAUGUCUUAAUAUUAUCAGAAAUUUGCUCUUUGGUGUCUACUUGGGCUUAGAUCAAAUUAAUCUAUUGAGAAUUCUGAAAGUUUUACCCACUACCCUGUUCUACUCAAAAACCGUUCCUUUCUACACAAAUCUCUUUUGGUUACUCUCUCUGUUUUGUGCUAUUUCUAUUGACGUUUUACAUGUGAUAAUGUGCUGUUCUUCUAGUACUAACAAGCCUGCAAGUGCUAAGGACAUUGACGAUGACAAAAAUCUCAAAGCAGUCAAAGCUUCAAUGGUGAAAAAGAGGAAGGUAUAUGUGAGAAAGUGGUUAUGGGAUGUAAUGGACACAAUCAUUGUUUUGAAUUUCCUUCAAUUUGUAAAUAAUGGUGACCGUUUGGUUGGUCUGCUGGGGAUGGUAACCUCCUGGUAUGGUAUUCAAGAUGUGUGGGGAGAUUGCUUUUACUUUUCGAAUUGA
This is a messenger RNA of Kazachstania africana CBS 2517, 732 nucleotides long. Its product is annotated as PEX11 family protein. The transcript has a single exon. Gene Ontology annotation, biological process: peroxisome fission; regulation of peroxisome size. Gene Ontology annotation, cellular component: peroxisomal membrane. The record is from RefSeq and is a predicted model, not a curated record. The coding region runs from base 1 to 732 and encodes 243 amino acids. NCBI's taxonomy places the organism in Eukaryota, Fungi, Ascomycota, Saccharomycetes, Saccharomycetales, Saccharomycetaceae.